This is a messenger RNA of Anopheles funestus (African malaria mosquito), 7209 nucleotides long. RefSeq names its product octopamine receptor Oamb-like. The transcript has 5 exons. Gene Ontology annotation, biological process: adenylate cyclase-activating adrenergic receptor signaling pathway. Gene Ontology annotation, cellular component: membrane. The coding region runs from base 4208 to 5968 and encodes 586 amino acids. Gene Ontology annotation, molecular function: G protein-coupled amine receptor activity. The record is from RefSeq and is a predicted model, not a curated record. Lineage: Eukaryota; Metazoa; Arthropoda; Insecta; Diptera; Culicidae.
GGCAACAAAUAAUUUUUUCGGGCUGGUGCGCCAACCAUUAUCCUUAUCAUUGUCAUCCGACCGGUACGUACGCGGUGUGUUCUUCGUUUUCCCUACGCAUCCCUACCAGUUUUUCUUUUGGUUAAUUUUACCCAGCUGCGUGAAGCUGAAAAAAUGUAUUAGAUGGUACGUACAGCAAUCGCUAUAUGAAGAAAAAAUAACAACAACAAAUAAAGAAGGACGACUAGUGUGUGUUAAGGAAACGCUUCGAAUGCUUUUCACGGUCACGGAAGUCAGACAGCGAAGCCGUGCGUUUCACGUGCCCUGUUGGCACGUUAGGCACGACAACACGUGAGUAAAGAAUGAAGGAAUGGUGGCAAAUCAUUUUGAUCCUCCCGUUCGGUACUCUUAUCUUCCUUUUCGGACGCUCUUGCUUGUAGCAGUCAAAGCAAAUUGUCUACGAAAAAAAAAAUAAAUAAAUAAGUACACCGUGUUGUGUGUCGCGAGUAAUUCCGUUUCCGGCGGUCUAUAAAGCUGCCUUCUCUUUUUUUGCCUUCCUAUUUCUAUUAUUCAAUAUCACCCUCUCCGCUUCCACUAGCAGAUAGUGAACCAUCAGUAAAACUCUCGAGAAUAUACGUAAGGGGGGAAAAAACGGAGCAAAAAACGAAUGCUCCCGAAUCACAUCCCCAAAUUGGGCACAAAACGAGCGUAUAAAAACUGUCCCGAUAGGCCGCUAACCGGACAAAGCGCUCGGGGAAGCUUUUUUCUGCUGUUUGCUGCUUUGGUCUGCGUUCUGCACACGGAGAGUCGGACAAUCUGGACGUGGUUCAAAGGUCGUCCGGUGCACAAUCCUUCCGAUCCGCUGUGUUAUGUUGGGUGAAGCAACAACGGAAACCAAAAACAACAACAAAAAAAAACUCUCCUCCCUUCGGUUAGUGACCAGCUUUUUUUUGCUGUAUGUUUAGGGGUGUAAGAGUGGGAACAAAACCAAAAUAACACCUGACGGUUGGUUGGUUUCUUUAACUCUCAAAAAUUCCAACAAUUACAAUAUUCAUGUUUUUUUAUUCUUUUUUGUUAACCUUUUUUAGUUUUUUUUUACAGUAAGCUCUGAGCAUUAGUUAGAGAGGGGUAGAGCAAAAUAAAGCGAUAAGAUGAUAAAAAUUAGAAACCAAGAAAAACAUUUCAAGAAUCUGCUUAAAAAUAUUCAUACCCUUGGCAGGAAUUGGUAAUCUGUUUUUUGUCGUUUGUUUGUUUGUUCGUUUCGUUCGAUAUACUUUUUUUAAGCAAUGAGAAACCUUAGGUCGCACAUAAAAAGAAAACGCAUGAUAACGUUUUGGAAAAAAGGGGCAACAUCCUGAGGACUUUGUUUGCAGCUUGAAGCACAGAUACGAGAUUUAAAAUCUUGUUUUUUUUAAUGUUUGUUGCUGUCAAUCGGGGUUUUUGAAAUCAUUCCAGCAGUUCACGAACGUCAGCUGUUGACUGUAGGUGGAAAAACCCCAUUGACUGUAUACUGAUGUAGUUCAAGUAGGUGUUCCAGUAGAUGAUACAGAAAGCGAUGUAGGAGCUUAUAUUUUGUUAUGUUUUAUUUAUUUUUAUUCUAUAUUUGUCAUAAAAAAGUACUGCCAAGCUUACUGAUGAAAACAUACUCUCAAGAAGACUCAGGAUUUUGAAGAAGAUCUGGAUUUGUCGUAUCAAACAUCUGGAAUAGUUUUCACAAAGUUCGGAUUUCAAUACGAUGUAGAAUUGUAGGCAAUUCUCGAAAAUAUAAAACUACAAAUUUUGACGAAGAGCAUGCCGAAGCACAUGCAUUAGACUUUGAAGGUUAAAAGAGGAUUUGUUAAUAUGUGUUUUUGGAAUCACAAGCGACGAGCUACUGUUGUGUUUGUGAUUAUUUUUGAUUAUUUAAAAGGGUUUUUGUUGACCGUACUGAAUAUUUUCACACCAAAAACUAGAUGCUGGAUCCAGAAGUGGUUUACUUCCAUUAGCUUUCUUGAGUCGACGGGAGUUUCGCCAAAUGUACGAAACUGUCAAACUUUAUUCAGAACCCAUCGAUAAGCUAAAAAUAAUUGAAAACGUUUUUGUUUUCCAAUCCGGUCCGGAUGCCCAUGGUAUUGAGAAUGUAUUCUGACAGUCUCCCAGGAUGCAUAUUAUAACUCCAUCCCCGGACAAUGGAUGAGUGAUUUCUGCUGAAUAAGAAUGAAAUGAAAACAAAAAAAAAAAAACCAAGAUGGAUACUAUCCAGUGACAGCCGGUUCUGGUGCUCGCGGUUCCAGAAAUAGAUGAUCCGGAACGUGGCAUAAACGUGUCCGGAAUGUUUGGGAAAUUCCCCAGACUACUCACCGGUUUUCUAGAGGGGUUUUAUUUUUUUUCCACCAACUUUCCCCUAACAAGUUUGCCGUUCGUGUCUUCGCUGUUGCGUCUCCCGCUUUUCCACCGCCAUGAAACACACUUGCCACUCAAACCGACAUCUUAUCGUGUGUUUUUUUUCUCUUCUCGCUAUUUUUUUUCGUUUCAGGACACAACGGAAAUACCGAGGUUUUGGAGUGGCUCAGAAGAAAGAAAGAUGGAAAGCAACGUGUGUGAAGUUUUCACGCAUCCUGAGCAACGGUGUCAGCAUCGGUGAUCGAAAACCAUCCCCGGGCACGUUCGUUCGAUGGUUUUCGGGUUUUCAAUGGCCGACUGUUUUUUUUUGGUGGACUUUUGGAUAGAAAAGAAUCUUCUUCUUGUUUGAUUGUUAUUUUUUUUCGCUUCGUGAGCUUCCAAUACUUAUAAAAUCUUUUUUUUUCUCUCUGUCUCUGACCCUCUUCUAUUCUUUCUUUCUCAUGCUGAAAUAGUGCUUAAUGAACUUCCUUGUCUCAAGGGGAAAGGACGUACAGGUGCAGAAAUGGUGUACAAAUAACCAAGGAAAAUACAAGUGACCGAACGAAAAGAAUUUGCUUUCGGUGUGACAUAAGGCAUUGUCAGUAAUAGCACGAGUAGUGAACUUGUUAAAUUAAAAAAGAAAGCAACCUAGAAAACAACACCGAAACAUCUUCCUUUUCAAAAUUUAUCAUCAGGAAAAAAGUUAAAGGAAAGUGAACGUAGUAAGAAAUAUAAUUGUGAUGCUCUUAAGAAUAUUAAAAACAGCUGUACAAGACUAGAAGUGCACCGCUAGCAACGUAACAAUAAACAAGUGAAGACAAAGAAACAGUCAUAAAACACGAAAUCACAAAAAGAGUGAAAGAUUCGGUAAAAUAAAAACCGCGCACAUACACAUACUGGCAAGAAAUAAAAGAAAUAGUCUGCUGGUCGGGUGCGACACGGCAGCAUCGAUGAAAUAUUUCACAAUUCAUAAGAGCACGCUGCACUAAACACCUCGCCAGCACAGCAUAGAAACUGUCAACGUCAGCCAAAUAUACAUCCCGAAGCGGUUUGGUUACCAUAUCUUCCAGGGAGAAAUGUCAUCCGAGUAGUAUACACAUACCGAGCGUACUACUACCGGUAGUGUGUGCGCGUUUUAGUGUUGAACGAAGAUAUCUUCCGUGUGCCGGGGAAAGGGAAAAUAAAAGAAAAAUAGGCGGAUUGAGCAAAAACAACACUGUGCGGGUGUAAAGAAAACCGGUGACACGACACCAUACCCCAAGGAAGUGCUGGCAAGUGUGUCUGUGUGUCUGUGUGUCCGUGUGACGGUGGUGUGAGAACAAAAAGUGCUUCCGUGACGGAAUUCCUUCCGAUUUGUCAGCGGUUUUGUACGAAUAGUGAACACCGGUAACCAGGAGGGGAGGUUGGCAUUGGGAAGGAAAGAGUCCAUUCCGUCUCCGGUCAAGAACACCACUCCUCUCGAUACCCUCGAUCAGGCGUCCUGGUGAGCGAGGGUGUGUGCAAGUGUAGGCUGGAGCUGCUGCUGCUACCGCUGCUGCCGUUGUCGUCUGUUUGAGGUCGUUUGAAUGGCUUACGGGGCGAGUACGGCGAGCGUGUACCAACUGCUGCUGCUGCUGCCACGACCGCAAAAUGGCUAGAUUCUACCAGACGGCUACAUUCGGCAAACUGUUUCACAAAUGGAUUGAAGGGGAAAGACGCCAUGACGCCACCAGCAGCAGCAGCAGCCGUCGCAGCCGCAGCCAUUACGCAGUAGCUGCCCAAACAUCAACGCACCACACCCGAACCCACCGGUCGCCCACUAGCAGUGUUCACUGCCGUGUCGCCAACGUUGUUAACGUCGCCAGCCGCGACGGAACGGUACGAAGCCAUGAACGAGUCGGAGUGUGCCAGCCUGCUCGCAUCCGUACAGUGGACGGAUCCGACCAAUCUGGUCUCGCUGGCGGUGCUGGCGUUUAUCAACGUGCUCGUCAUCGUCGGCAACUGUCUGGUGAUUGCGGCCGUACUCUGCUCGCACAAGCUGCGCAGUGUAACCAAUUUUUUCAUCGUUAGUCUAGCUGUUGCUGAUUUAUUAGUCGGAUUAGCUGUAUUGCCAUUUUCGGCCACCUGGGAGGUGUUUAAGGUUUGGAUAUUCGGUGACGUCUGGUGCCGUAUCUGGCUGGCGGUCGAUGUCUGGAUGUGUACGGCCUCGAUCCUUAAUCUGUGCGCCAUCUCGCUGGACCGGUACGUAGCGGUAACCCGGCCAGUCACCUAUCCGAGCAUAAUGUCGACCAGGCGCGCCAAGUCGCUCAUCGCCGGGCUGUGGGUGUUGUCCUUCGUGAUCUGCUUUCCACCGCUGGUCGGGUGGAAGGAACAGAAAGUGAAAGAGAACGUUUAUUAUCAAUACGGAAACUACACACUGGUGUCGGUGACACCUUCCCCCGCGCCUCCACUUCCCUGUCCUUGGACGUGCGAGCUGACGAACGACGCCGGUUACGUCGUCUACUCGGCGCUAGGCUCCUUCUACAUUCCCAUGUUCGUGAUGCUGUUCUUCUACUGGCGGAUUUACCGGGCAGCCGUCAGGACGACACGCGCCAUCAAUCAGGGCUUUCGUACCACCAAAGGUGGCAAGAACAAUCUCGAUGAUAGUCUGACGCUGCGGAUGCACCGUGGCAAAGGUGUUGCCUCGCUGAUGGAGUCGACGAUACGCGCACAGAAUGCGGUCCGUAUGUCGCUGGAAGGUUCGGGCCGGGGGCCACCGCCAACUCCGCCACCACACACGACGCAGCAACAGCAUCAUCAGCCGACGUCUCAUCCACCACCGUCACAGACAGAUGCACAGAACGGUGGUACCAGUACGGACGGUGGCAGUAGCGGUACCUCACCGAAUCCUCAAAUUUCGAUCUCACGUGCCUCGAGCGGGAGCGUCGUCGUGUUGCCCUGUCCCCGGCCCACUUCGACCACCAAUGCGUCCGCACCCGGGCUGCAGAUAUCUCUGCACAAUCACCAUCAUCACCAUCAUCAUCAUCACCAUCACCACAACUACCAUGGGCAGCCGACGAUACCGGGUGCAGCGGCGGGGACUCCCUCCUCACAGUCCUCACAGCAGUCUGCAGGCGGCCGGCACCAUCAAGCCAGCAGUCGGCGGAAAAGCGUAUUCAAAGAGGCACCAGUCGGGGUGUCCCGGGACCUUUCGCCCAACUCGUCCAAAAAGCUGGGCAAGAAGCACCUAAAGGUGCAGGUGAAACGCUUCCGCAUGGAGACGAAGGCUGCCAAAACGCUUGGCAUCAUCGUCGGUGGAUUCAUCUUCUGCUGGUUACCGUUCUUCACCAUGUACCUGACGCGAGCAUUCUGCGCCGAGUGCAUCAACAGUCUGCUGUUUUCGGUGCUGUUCUGGCUCGGGUACUGCAACUCCGCCGUCAAUCCGUUCAUCUACGCGCUCUUCUCGAAGGACUUCCGGCAAGCGUUCAAGCGAAUUAUACUGCGGUGUCUGUGCUCGAAGCGGCUCAAGCUGAACCUGCUGCUGAAGAAGAACUCCGCACACAACAACACCACGAACCAUUCGUACAGCCCGUCAACGUUCACACCGAUCGCUUCGACGCCUCGCACCGAGAUCGCGGAGAGUGGGGUGACCGGCGGUGUGUUCAGAUGACGCGCCAGCCAUCCGCCGGGAACCACGGCUGUAUCGGUUGCCCCAGUGCCCGGUUCCGCAAUUGGUGUCGACGGUCAGCAGCAGUUGCUACAGGUACAGACAUCAGCAGCAAAUAGUGCAAGUGUUUCACCGACCCCGACCAUGGUAGGUCUGGAGGGUGCUGACAGUGCGGACGAUACACGACUACGGCCGAUACGCGGUGAUCAAACGACAGAAAGUAGCUUCGACGAUGAUGAAGAUGACGACAGAGAGGAAGAGAACAAGGAGAUGGUCGAUGAAGUGAAUCGGCAGGGUUCAUGCAAAGCGCCUGACGCCACACGGUCACAGGUAGCCAUUGUUGAGCACUGCUCAACGUCUGAUCGGCAACCGUCACAGCACGGUGAUGGUGCGGAACAAAGUAUUAUACUGCUGCAUGACAUCUCGCCGACGGUGGCAAUGCGCACCAGUCCAUACGAAUCGGCCCGCGAGGACCGACGCGACGAUGCUUCCUCCAUAACGUUCCUGUAAGCGGGACAAAAUGGUCCGGAUCUUCUAGAAGUUUUUUUUUCCAGACCUCAGCAAACUUAUCGGCCAGCAGACAACCAGUUACACACACAAACAGAUACACACAUUCACAUUAAAACAGGCUCAUGUAUCCACACACCUCGUCACACGGUACACGAAAAUCACAGAGUAUGUCACCUGGUAGUACUACUACAUUAGUGAGUGCAAAAUGUCAAUCAGCAAAGCAAAUCCACUACAUCAACACAGGGUAUUAGCAUGGUAAGCGCAGCAGCAAACGGAACCCGCGCUCCAUCGUGAGCAAACGCUCCGAUCGGACGUAUAACAGAGCAUCCGCUCCGAUCGGACGUAUAACGGAGCAUCCGCUCCGAUCGUUGUGAGUAGAUGUUAAGCAGACGUGUAUUUAGUAGUGGCUGGACGGUAAAAACAGUAUUCUUCUUGCUUGUAUGUGUGUGAGCGUUAAGCGAAACGCUCACAGUGUAUACCGUGUUGGGACAACAGAUCGCCUGUUAACGUGAGAAAAUGGAAUCCCACGGUUGGGAACAAAAGAAUGGGAGAACGAAAAUGGGAUAAAGCGGAAGGCAGAAGCAGCAGCAACAAUCCUGACAAAGAAGUAAUAAUAACAAUAGCAAUGAUAAUGGAUACUAGUAAUAACCGUAGCGUACUAAUAAGCGUAAGUCCGUAGUCAGUAAGCAGAGUAAUAAUAAUAUUAAUAAUAAAAGAAACAACCUCCAUUGCCA